AUGGAACAAUACCUUCACUCUGACUCUCCUGAGUCUCAAAAUGAACCAGUUAGUGUCAUCUGGAGCAAACUUCAGGAAUUCUGUCUGGUCACAGCCAGAACUUGUCUUGGAGUUUCGAAGGGAGCAGUUCAGGGUGGCAAAAAUACAAGAUGGUGGAAACCAGAAAUAGAGGUCAUUCUGAAGGAGAAAAAGCUUCUUUUCAAACAGUGGCAGGGCAGCAAGACACAGGAAGACAGAGAAAAGUACAAACUCGAGUAUAAAAUAGCCAAGAAAGCAGCCAAGAGAGCAGUUGCACAGGCAAAAGCAGCUUCAGAGGAAGAGUUCUACAAAAAGCUUGAGACCACCGAAGAUGAAAAAUCAAUAUUCAAAACUGCCAAACAAAGACACAACAACUGUCAAGAUAUCAAAAAAGUAAAAUUCAUAAAAAAUUAG
Nilaparvata lugens (brown planthopper) is the source of this 432-nucleotide messenger RNA. RefSeq lists its product as uncharacterized. The transcript has a single exon. The record is from RefSeq and is a predicted model, not a curated record. Bases 1 to 432 code for a protein of 143 amino acids. Lineage: Eukaryota; Metazoa; Arthropoda; Insecta; Hemiptera; Delphacidae.